AUGGAGAUUUAUAACAAUAUUAUGACUUUAUUAUGUAAAGUGUUCAAGCAGAAAGAAAAUAACAUUCGACAUGAUUUACUAGUCGAAAUUCUGCGUAGACUACCUGUUAAGUCGUUAGUUCGCUUUAAAGCAGUGCAUAGCCAUUGGUUUUCUUUGAUUUCGAGUCCGCAGUUUUGUCAUCAACAUCUUCAAUAUCAACGGCCCGAUCAGAAGUACGGAACCAUCCAAGUCGGGAACACGCACACCUUGCAUCCAUCCCUUUCUCUUCGCGUUAUCGACACUGUUGAUUAUGAUCAUCAGCUUGUAGAGAUUCAAAAGGCUUUUGGUAGUUGGGAGGUUUUUGGAAAUUACGCGUACCCUAUGCUACUUGGUUCCUGCAAUGGUUUACUAUUAACAAGUUUUUCAUUGUACUUGGAGGAUUUUAUAUUGUGGAAUCCAACAAUCAGAGAGUAUAGAAAUAUUAAUAGAAAGAUCCCCGUUGGGCCGAAAUUUGGCACAAAGUUUAUGGCUGGACUUGGCUACGAUAACUUGAGCUACAAUUACAAAAUUGUGGCAGCAGAGUCCCGUAAUUUGCCGCAGAAAACAUCAAUCGAAUUUGAUAUUUAUGAUCUGAGGAAGUCUUCUUGGAAAACAAGAAAUUGUCAUUUUCCCUACAAGUUCAAAUCACUUACCACACCGGCUAUUACUCUCGCAAAUGGAAUCCCGCAUUGGCAUUUUAAAAGGAUGGCCAAUGACCAAAGUGUGAUAUUAUGUUUUGAUUUGGUAGAGGAGAUUUUCAAAGAGGUUCCUCUUCCUGAUAAUAUACUUGACUUUAAAUUUAUGUCUGCUGUAGAUGGUUAUCUUUGUAUAGGGAUAAGAAAUUUGCCAAUGGGUCCAUUACAUGUGUGGAAAAUGAGAGAAUACGGAACGAAGAAAUCUUGGUAUGCAUUAAAGAUUUCUUUUCCUAAUAAAUUCAGAUGUUUUAGCUACUUGAUGCCCCUUGGAUUUCUCGAGAAGGGUCAAGUUGUAAUGAGUUUAGAUACAGUAGGGAUAGCUAUAUUUGGUGUUGCUACGCAACAAUAUAAGUUUGUUUUGAAGUCGGACCGUAAUUAUCAUGACACAGUAGUUGCAUAUAACCAGACUCUUAACUUCAUCCACCACUCUUGUAAAAACAAUGAGGUCAAGGGAAACAAAACGCUAUGCAACCUCGAAUUCAUUGGACACACAGAAUUCACCCAAACAACCAUGGACACUGUGGAAAAGGGUACUACUGAGGCAGAGCACACAAUGCUGGAUAGGAGCAGUGUAAUCGGCAGGAAGGCCAACGGGACUGCCCAUAGUGGUGCUCUACGUUAUGCACUUCAUCUCCGUAUGAUAUGCCCUUCACCUUUAGACGCUGAUGAAGGCAAGUUGCACGAAGUCUGCGAGCCCCCUGUUGUACACAGAAAUUUCAAAUAUGUCAACAUUCUCCUUGUCGAUGAUAUUGAUGUGCGUGUCUCGGAUUGUUGUUUGGCUCCACUGAUCACCAAAGUUCCACACUGA
Messenger RNA from Mercurialis annua (annual mercury), 1521 nucleotides. Its product is annotated as F-box/kelch-repeat protein At3g23880-like. The record is from RefSeq and is a predicted model, not a curated record. Gene Ontology annotation, molecular function: protein binding. Bases 1 to 1521 code for a protein of 506 amino acids. NCBI's taxonomy places the organism in Eukaryota, Viridiplantae, Streptophyta, Magnoliopsida, Malpighiales, Euphorbiaceae. The transcript is spliced from 5 exons.